Messenger RNA from Geodia barretti, 1407 nucleotides. The record is from the annotation of a GenBank genome assembly. NCBI's taxonomy places the organism in Eukaryota, Metazoa, Porifera, Demospongiae, Tetractinellida, Geodiidae.
AUGCUGCUGCGCAUCAACCAUUCCGGACUCUCUUUUGACGACUACUUGCAUCUGCUCCCCAAGGAUUUACUCGAUGAACUGACUCUCCUGGCUGACAGCUUUAAAGGUAUGCGGUUUGUUCAUGCCAACAGCACAGUUAGCGGCGGUGGUGUCGCGGAAAUUCUUCAGUCCCUUGUCCCGCUGAUGAACUCUCUCGGAGUGCAAACCGAACGUCUUGUAGUCAGCCCCGAUGACCCCGAAUUUUUUCAAGUAACCAAGAGAAUUCACAACUUGUUGCAGGGUGCUCAGGGUUCUCUUUCCGAGCAGGAAUCGGAAGUCUACUACCGGUGCGUGGGAGAGGUUGCGAAAGAGAUUGAUUCCCGUGGUCUGGAAGCGGACGUCUGGUUUUUUCAUGACCCCCAGCUUUUGCCGAUGGCGUCCCUAAUGCCUAAGAGAAACGGUGAGGUUCGUUUCUGGGUUUGUCACAUAGACCUGACCGCACCAAAUGCCGGCGUACUACAGGAAUUGACGCCUUUGACACAACACUUUGACGGACUGGCGUUUUCUCUUCCCGAAUUUGUACCUUCCGCCAUAAAUGGUCACCCUCCCCACUACAUCACGCCCCCUUCCAUUGACCCUCUGACUGACAAGAAUCGUCCCAUGGAAAAGGAGGAGGCACUAGGCAUCGUUGCAGCCAUGGGUCUGGACCCCAACCGGCCAUUGGUUACCCAGGUCUCAAGGUUUGACUACUGGAAAGACCCCUGGGGGGUAAUGGACGCCUACCGCUGGGCACGUAAGUCUGUGCCGGGAAUUCAGUUGGCUUUACUGGGUUUAAGCCAGGCUGCCGAUGAUCCGGAGGCGCUAGGUGUGUUGCACAGCGUCAAGGAUUAUGCAUCAGGAGACCCGGACAUUCACGCAUUCUUCUACCCGGACGAUCUUCCUGAUUCCAUAGACCGCAUAGUCAAUGCCUUUCAGACUGCCUCGGUGGCAGUUCUACAAAAGUCGACCCGGGAGGGUUUUGGCUUGACGGUAUCUGAGGCGAUGUGGAAGGGUCAGCCUGUAAUAGGCGGCAACGUGGGUGGCAUUAAGACUCAAAUCGAAGAUGGGGUAAACGGCUUUUUGGUCAGCACGCCGGAAGAGUGCGGAGAAAGAAUAGUCCACUUAAUCCGGGAUGAGUCGCUCCGGCUACAGAUGGGGGAUGCUGCCCGCGAGAGUGUCCGCCAGAGGUUCUUAUUGCCUCGCCUUGCCGUUGAUUACCUCAGGGCUGCCCAGUCUCUUAUUGCCGGCCAAGCCAACGGCCAGAUGCAUAGACUAAACGGACAGCGCCUCGGCGCUUUUGAAGCAUUGGAACAGAUGAACUUCGGCAGCAAUCCUACGAAGUCAGUUAAGGGUUCGCCUUACUUUUCGCAGCAUAUCGACAUCCAGUAA